AUGGCUCUGCAUCUCUGUGGCUCCCGUGGCUGUUCCUUUGAUGAACACUACAGCAACUGUGGCUACAGCGUGGCCCUGGGGACCAAUGGGUUUACCUGGGAGCAGAUUAACACGUGGGAGAAACCAAUGCUGGACCCAGCGGUGCCCACAGGAUCCUUCAUGAUGGUGAACAGCUCUGGGAGGGCCUCUGGCCAGAAGGCCCACCUUCUCCUGCCAACCCUGAAGGAGAACGACACCCACUGUAUCGAUUUCCAUUACUACUUCUCCAGCCGCGACAGGUCCAGCCCGGGAGCCUUGAAUGUCUAUGUGAAGGUGAACGGCGGGCCCCAGGGGAACCCUGUCUGGAACGUGUCUGGGGUCGUCACCGAGGGCUGGGUGAAGGCAGAGCUUGCCAUCAGCACCUUCUGGCCACAUUUCUACCAGGUGAUAUUUGAAUCCGUCUCUUUGAAGGGUCAUCCUGGCUACAUCGCUGUGGACGAGGUCCGGGUCCUUGCUCAUCCAUGCAGAAAAGCACCUCAUUUUCUGCGGCUCCAAAACGUUGAGGUGAAUGUGGGGCAGAAUGCCACGUUUCAGUGCAUCGCUGGUGGGAAGUGGUCUCAGCAUGACAAACUUUGGCUCCAGCAAUGGAACGGCAGGGACACGGCGCUCAUGGUCACCCGCGUGGUCAACCACAGACGCUUCUCAGCCACGGUCAGCGUGGCCGACACCGCCCAGCGGAGUGUGAGCAAAUACCGCUGUGUGAUCCGUUCCGACGGCGGCUCCGGUGUGUCCAACUACGCUGAGCUGAUUGUGAAAGAACCUCCCACACCCAUUGCCCCCCCGGAGCUGCUGGCCGUAGGGGCCACCUACCUGUGGAUCAAACCAAAUGCCAAUUCUAUCAUCGGUGAUGGCCCGAUCAUCCUCAAGGAGGUGGAAUACCGCACCACCACGGGCACCUGGGCCGAGACCCACAUAGUGGACUCUCCCAAUUAUAAGCUGUGGCAUCUGGACCCUGACGUGGAGUAUGAGAUCCGAGUGCUGCUCACACGACCAGGGGAGGGAGGCACGGGACCACCAGGGCCUCCCCUCACCACCAGAACCAAGUGUGCAGACCCCGUGCACGGCCCGCAGAAUGUGGAGAUUGUAGACAUCCGCGCGCGGCAGCUGACCCUGCAGUGGGAACCGUUCGGCUACGCGGUGACCCGCUGCCACAGCUUCAACCUGACGGUGCAGUACCAGUACGUGUUCAACCAGCAGCAGUACGAGGCCGAGGAGGUCAUCCAGACCUCUUCCCACUACACCCUGCGGGGCCUGCGCCCCUUCAUGACCAUCCGGCUGCGGCUGCUGCUGUCCAACCCCGAGGGCCGGAUGGAGAGCGAGGAGCUGGUGGUGCAAACAGAGGAGGACGUUCCAGGAGCUGUUCCCCUAGAAUCCAUCCAAGGAGGGCCCUUUGAGGAGAAGAUCUACAUCCAGUGGAAACCUCCUAAUGAGACUAACGGGGUCAUCACACUCUAUGAGAUCAACUACAAGGCUGUUGGCUCACUGGACCCGAGUGCCGACCUGUCCAGCCAGCGGGGGAAAGUCUUCAAGCUCCGGAAUGAAACCCACCACCUCUUUGUGGGCCUGUACCCAGGGACCACCUACUCCUUCACCAUCAAGGCCAGUACAGCAAAGGGCUUCGGGCCCCCAGUCACCACUAGGAUUGCCACCAAAAUUUCAGCUCCGUCGAUGCCUGAAUAUGACGCAGAUACCCCACUGAAUGAAACGGACACGACCAUCACGGUGAUGCUGAAGCCUGCUCAGUCACGGGGAGCCCCUGUCAGUGUUUAUCAGCUGGUUGUCAAGGAGGAGCGUCUUCAGAAGUCACGAAGGGCAGCUGACAUCAUUGAGUGCUUUUCGGUGCCUGUGAGCUAUAGGAAUGCCUCCAGCCUUGAUUCUCUACACUACUUUGCUGCUGAAUUGAAGCCUGCCAACCUGCCUGUCACCCAGCCAUUUACAGUGGGUGACAAUAAGACAUACAAUGGAUACUGGAACCCUCCUCUUUCCCCUCUGAAAAGCUACAGCAUCUACUUCCAGGCACUCAGCAAAGCAAAUGGAGUAACACCAAUGGGCAGCGCCCAGGUGACCCCGGGGACUCCACUCUGCCUCCUCACCACAGGUGCCUCCACUCAGAAUUCUAACACCGUGGAGCCAGAGAAGCAGGUGGACAACACCGUGAAGAUGGCCGGUGUGAUUGCUGGCCUCCUCAUGUUCAUCAUCAUUCUCCUGGGUGUCAUGCUCACCAUCAAAAGGAGGAAGCUGGCCAAGAAGCAGAAGGAGACACAGAGUGGAGCCCAGAGGGAGAUGGGGCCUGUGGCCUCAGCCGACAAACCCACCACCAAGCUCAGCACCAGCCGCAACGAUGAAGCUUUCUCUAGCUCUCAGGACGUUAAUGGAUUCACAGAUGGCAGCCGUGGGGAGCUGUCCCAGCCUACCCUCACGAUCCAGACUCACCCCUACCGGGCUUGCGACCCCGUGGAGAUGAGCUACCCCAGGGACCAGUUCCAGCCCGCCAUCCGGGUGGCUGACCUGCUACAGCACAUCACCCAGAUGAAGAGAGGCCAGGGCUACGGGUUCAAGGAGGAGUAUGAGGCCUUACCAGAGGGGCAGACAGCUUCGUGGGACACAGCCAAAGAGGAUGAAAACCGCAAUAAGAAUCGAUACGGAAACAUCAUAUCCUAUGACCAUUCCCGGGUGAGGCUGCUGGUGCUGGACGGAGACCCGCAUUCCGACUACAUCAACGCCAACUACAUUGAUGGAUACCAUCGACCUCGGCACUACAUUGCAACUCAGGGUCCAAUGCAGGAGACCGUCAAGGACUUUUGGAGAAUGAUCUGGCAGGAGAACUCGGCCAGCAUCGUCAUGGUCACGAACCUCGUGGAAGUGGGCAGGCACCCAGCGGAACACACUGUGGGAAAUGCCACUCUAGGCCGCGCGGCGUCCCCCGGAAUGGUGAAGUGUGUGCGAUACUGGCCGGAUGACACGGAGGUCUACGGGGACAUUAAAGUCAGCCUGAUUGAGACAGAGCCCCUGGCGGAGUACGUCAUCCGCACCUUCACCGUCCAGAAGAAAGGCUACCACGAGAUCCGGGAGCUCCGCCUCUUCCAUUUCACCAGCUGGCCCGACCACGGCGUCCCCUGCUAUGCCACCGGCCUCCUGGGCUUCGUGCGCCAGGUCAAGUUCCUGAACCCCCCCGAGGCUGGGCCCAUCGUGGUCCACUGCAGUGCUGGGGCCGGGAGGACCGGCUGCUUCAUUGCCAUCGACACCAUGCUUGACAUGGCUGAGAAUGAAGGGGUAGUGGACAUCUUCAACUGUGUGCGUGAGCUCCGGGCCCAGAGGGUCAACCUGGUACAGACAGAGGAGCAAUACGUGUUCGUGCACGACGCCAUCCUGGAAGCGUGCCUCUGUGGCAACACCGCCAUCCCCGUGUGCGAGUUCCGCUCCCUCUACUACAAUAUCAGCAGGCUGGACCCCCAGACCAACUCCAGCCAGAUCAAAGACGAAUUUCAGACCCUCAACAUCGUGACUCCCCGCGUCCGGCCCGAGGACUGCAGCAUCGGGCUCCUGCCCCGGAAUCAUGAUAAGAACCGGAGCAUGGAUGUCCUGCCUCUAGACCGCUGCCUGCCCUUCCUUAUCUCGGUGGAUGGCGAACCCAGCAACUACGUCAAUGCCGCACUGAUGGACAGCCACAAGCAGCCCGCUGCCUUCGUGGUCACCCAGCACCCUCUGCCCAAUACCGUGGCGGACUUCUGGAGGCUGGUGUUCGACUACAACUGCUCCUCCGUGGUGAUGCUGAACGAGAUGGACACGGCCCAGCUCUGUAUGCAGUACUGGCCUGAAAAGACCUCCGGCUGCUACGGGCCCAUCCAGGUGGAGUUCGUGUCCGCAGACAUCGACGAGGACAUCAUCCACAGAAUAUUCCGUAUCUGUAACAUGGCCCGGCCUCAGGAUGGGUAUCGUAUAGUCCAGCACCUCCAGUACAUAGGCUGGCCUGCCUACCGGGACACACCCCCCUCCAAGCGCUCUCUGCUCAAAGUGGUCCGACGGCUGGAGAAGUGGCAGGAGCAGUACGAUGGGAGGGAGGGGCGCACCGUGGUCCACUGCCUAAAUGGGGGCGGCCGCAGUGGAACCUUCUGUGCCAUCUGCAGUGUGUGUGAGAUGAUCCAGCAGCAAAACAUCAUUGACGUGUUCCACAUCGUGAAAACACUGCGCAACAACAAAUCCAACAUGGUGGAAACCCUGGAACAGUAUAAAUUUGUAUACGAGGCGGCACUGGAAUAUUUAAGCUCCUUUUAGCCCGAUGGGAUGGGGAGUCUGCCGGAGCCCAGAGGCUGCUGCAGCCAAGCCCCCUUUUCUGUGAAUGGCAGUGACUGGGCUCAGGGGCUAAGAGGCAGCACCCUGCCCAACUCCAGGAAGAAGACUGGUGGUCCUGUGUUGCACGGUGGGCUCUGCACCUUCUGAGGGGUCUCCUGUAGCUGUGGGAGAUGCUGCUCUGAAAGGCCCAGGCUUCCCUUCCACACCCAAGCAGCUGCAGCCACGGGCCCGUGCAGAAGUGCGCCCAUGGCAAGGCCCUGGAUUUUUCCGUUCCCAGACCUCCUGCUUUUGCUCUUUUCAAGUUUGUGAAUCUCAUGGCAAGCCACCUGUGUGAGUGUUGGGGAGUGACAGCCUCGCAGCACCUCCCUGCCCUACCUGUCCUUGGGAGUAGAAGGGGGGUGUGUUCUGUUCCUCCAUGCUGUCAUGGAAAUGAUUGGGCUCUCGGGGAUCCCUGCUCUCCUGCCCCUUGUAGUCUCCUUCAGGGAUCUCUGGCACUGGACACCUGCUGGUCUCGAUCAGUGUGAACCUUGGGAUACUCCCAAGACCACAGCAGAGGCCCCCAUUCUCACACCUAACCUGCAUGGGGCUUGGCCCGAUCCCAUUCUGUACCCCUCCCCUAGCCCAGGCCUUGACCUGUCAUUCACCAGCCAGCCCACUGUGUCCAGCCUUUGAUAAAGGUUCUCUGCUUUUUUUGUGAUCAGUGGGAAGGGGAAGCAUGGGAUUUUGCUGCUCUUCCUUGUCUUUGUGAAAAGGAACCAUCUCUCUGGGGCAGGGCUCUGGCUGACCUUGUGUCUUUUGGGUGGUGGAUAAGAUUUGAUUAUUUUCCAAAGUGUAUAUGAAAAGAAACUUUCUUUGGGGGUGUAAAAUCGUAGUCUGUUGUGUCAAAAUAAAAGAGGGAGGGAAGUUUGGAUGUGUAACUAUAAGACAAAUCUCUCAGGCCGGGAGUCUUUCCCGGCAACGUCCUUAGAAGAUCCCACCCUGGAACAGCAUUGCCAUUGUGCAAGGGAGACGGGCUAAUCUGAGGACGGCCCCUUCCGUUCCUGGGGCAGAUAGAAUACCAGCUUUGUGCAUCCUCUUGAAGCUCCAAAUCUGAACUCCCUCCUAGAGAAACCCCUAGCUGCCAUCGUGAGAAAGGCCAAGGUGGACCCAGGUGUGCUUUGGUUUAAAACAGGCCCAGGAGAUCACACCAGGGAUCUAGGAUCUUAUCCAAAGUAUGGGUGAGUCAGUGACAGGGAACGAAUAUUUGCUAAGCACCCACUGUAGGCCGGGCCUGGCACGGUCCGUAUGCCAUUCCACGUGGUUCUAGAACCCCCAUGAAAGAACUACUAACCUGUCAUCAUCUCCGCUUCACUGGAUUAGGGAAACUGAGGCAUCUUCCUUGGCGAUGAAAUUCUGGGUUCUGAAAAGGCAGACAUUGGUAGUAAGACUUAUUCGUACUGUUUUCUUCAUCUUUUUCAGCAAAGCAGUUAUUUUAUGGAGGGGAAAACAAGGCCAGAAACUUCCGAGCAGAGAACCCACAGUGGAAAUUUAAUUCUUUCUUUCUGAUAUGAGUUCUGGGAAGCCCAGAAUUUUAGAUAUAUUUUGGUAACUCCUUCCCGGCUCCCCAGGAAAGCUAGUCCCAUCUCAUUUCUUCGCCAGUGAAAACAGCCGCAUCUUCCCUCAGGAUGUGAGGCUUGCCAGCCAGGGACACGUGCUCUACCUUGGUCUCUACUGGGGGGCUCAGGCACAGUAUCUGGCAGCCUCGGGGUGGCCUGGGCUCUAGGAAGCUCCGCUUGGAGGCUGGUCUAGCCCCAGACGGGACGAGGAGCACAGAAUUCAAUAAGGCACAGUUUUGCACCCAAGAGCUCACUGUAUGCUGGGGAGAUUGGCCCCCAGUACAGAGGCGGUAGAGCAUACGAGUAUUAUAGGAACCUGGAAGCAAGACUCUGCCUGCCUCGGGCUUCCUAGAAGAGACGACACCCAUUCCAGCUGGGCCCCAACAGGUAGAAAAAGGAGAGAAAGGAAAUCAGUCCAAGGGAUCAGAAUGUGCAGCAGCAGAGAGGUGUGAGGGCUCCUUGGGAUGGGGGGCAGGGGGCAGGGGGUACGGUGGUGAGCCCAGCUGAAGCACAGCCUACCCCCCUGUGGGCAACAGGGGGCCCAGCAGAGCUGAGUGGUGUGCUCGGCUCAGUGUUAGACAAGACUGCAUCUGGGGCCAGUGGGGCUGCCUCUUCUCCUUUCAUCAGACACUGUGAAACAUUCCCUGAAGCACGUGCUUUUUAAUAUCACGUCUGUUUGUCUGUCUGCUCAUUAUUUUGUUGCUGGAACAAAAUACGCUGUGGCUCACGGGACUCAGCUUUGGUGAGAAACUCAGGGUCUCUGCUCUACCGUGGAGCAGGGUGACCGAUCCACGCCUCCAGACCUGUGAGGAUGGGACAUGAAAGGAGCCCACAGAAGCUGUUCCCAUUGGCCUGGGCUCUGGAGCUGUCUGGAAGUCCAGGGACACCAGACUUGAUCACGGAAGGGCUGUCACUUUGGAGGUUCAAAAGGAAGCAUCUCAAAGGGAAGGAAGGCAAAGGAGCCCCUCCCCCCACCCAGCAAACCCACUCUUCUCCUUUGAUGGGUCCCUUCCCCGGUGAGCUUGAGCAGGUCGCCUGGCUCCAGUCCACAGCUCCAGCCAGCCCUCAUGACGCCUUCAAGGAGCCUGUAGCGAGUAAAUCAGCCUGUCAUAUGCUGUUUUCUCAGAUCAUGGCUCAUCCGUGCAGAAUGGGGGAGGGGAGCUACCCAACACAAAGCCUAGGAUUGAUUCUGCUCCAGAAGGGGUGACAGAGCUGGCAGAUAAAAAUGACACUGGCUUCUGUCAUUUCAAAUGGUAGGAAUCUAAAAUGUGACUUCAGGGAGAAGGGAAAUUGUAAAACCUCAGGCCACGGUGGGGUACCCGACCCAACGAGGACCAGCAAAGGUCCCCCCAGAGAAGCCCCUCAUUUCGUCAAAACCCAGCCGCUCUCCAAAUAGGGCAGGGCAGCAAACAGGUCUUGGGCCAGUUUACAAGGGAUGAAACUUAAGGCUCAUGAUGCAGUUAUCUUCCUGAAGAUUCCACACGGCAUGCACAUGGCAGGGCUCGGAUGAGAUGGGGCGCCAGUGUCCUAGAAUUUGGACUUGAUCCAGUCCUUGGGAAAUAAGGGCAAACACCACCUCCGCCAAGCUAUCUCCCACCCCACUCCACUUAGAGGAAAACAGUAUCCGUGCUCUCUGAGCCUCCACAGCCAGCCUCUCAUCUCCGGACUGCCAAAGAGAGAGCCCCCACUUAGUGCACAGCCUCAUGGUCCUUCUAGUUAUGGACCCUGUUGGGAGAAGAGGUGAGGAACUAAUGAGGAGCCAGGAACUACCACCAGCCUGCAUGCGUCUGUGGCCCAGACGGCUUCAGGAAGUAUCUGAGCUGGGCCUCCGUAUGAGCCCUUUCACCCUUUCUGGGCCCUGGAUGACCACAGCACACGUUCCCCCGGGGCGAACAGAGGGAUCAGAUUGCUUUUCACGCUGGCCUCCUUUCUGUGCAUGGCCUGAGCAGUGACCUGCCAAGUGUCAGCCUUCCCAUGGGACCAGCCGAGCCUGUGUUGGGGACACUAACCAGUGAGCUCACUGAAUUCUCCAACACCCCUAAGAAGUGUUUGUGAUUGUCACCGUUUUACAGAUCAGGAAACAGAGGCUCAGAGAGGAGAAAUCAGUUGCCCACAGUUGCCCAGUUAGUGAACAGGGGAGCCAGGAAUUCAAUGUCUUCUGACUUCAAAAACCAUUUUUUUUCCAGUAUCGUGUCUCAGAUUCUCCCACGGGUCUACCCAUAAUGGCAAAGAGUAGAGUGGAACAGAAACCCGGUGGAUUUUGUAAAGCCCAAAGCAGACAAGCUUAGGAUUCCUUCAGGGUUUCUUGUUUUACUUUAACAAUUCAUGCAAUACUUGCAUUCCACUCAAAUUUGCCUGAUUUGUUUAAAUAGGACUAUUUUUUAAAUGAUGCACCCUGGUCCUUCAAGUGGCUUUGGUCCCCUUAACUCCCUGUGACAGACCUUAGAGAAUCAUAUUCCAGUCUGAGAGGCGUAGUAUCUGGCCAUAAUGCUUCCUCCUGAGAUCAAUUCCAGACUCAGGCUCUAGACCAGCUCAGCUUCCCCUAGACAGAUGCUUUGGUGUGGGUGUACCAUGACCUCACUGUUCAUGGGUCGAUUUCAACUCAAGUUUCUUCCAGUUGGAUGCUGGAGGGAACCCACUGGCAUAUCCUGGAACGAUGAGGAUGUGCCCAUCUGGCAUGGUGAAGGCUGAACCCAUAAUACCCUAAAGGGAAAAGAGAAGAUGUACACAGCCUUUCUGAGCAGAUUCCUGAAUGCUGGGGCUUCUAGAAGGUGAUGUCCUUUGUCCAGGGGGAGUCACAUGGUUACUAAUAUGGGCAAAUCUAAGGACAUGUUUCACAUGAGGGGCUGGGGUCUGGACGGCUUCUCACUUCACUUCAACCACACAUACAUACUGGGUUCCUGCAGCAUGCCAGGGCCCGGGAAGGGGUGCUGCUAGGAAGCACAGGUGAUUCUGGCACAGUUCAUCCCUUGGUGAGGCAUGGUGUUGUGGUUGGAAGAGGUUAGUCCCCCAUCACAUCUCAGCUUGAUCACCUCUUAGCUAUCCAAUGUUGGGCCAAUCAAUUAAUGGAAAAAGAUGUGAAAAGGGGAGCCUCGGCCAGGUAGAAGGCAUAGAUUUAGAGAGCUUUGAGCAGGAAAACAGGAAGGCAAGACCAAGGAGUUGGGACCCAACCGAAAUACUCAAGUACGCACAUGGACUACAGGGCAAAGUGGUCACUUCCAAGGCCCAGCAGGACAGGGGACGGGGAGGGCUGGCCAGGGACACUGGGAGCAAGGAUGUCGCUUUAGAAUAAGUUUCAGCGUCUUGGAGAAAAGGUGGUAAUUUUCCCUCUGACCAUCGAAUAUCUAUGCAUCACCUGCUCCCUGUUGCUAAAUUAGCCCCUGCUGUAUGUCCUCACGAGGGUCUGUUUCCCCCGGCUCUGCUGUGAAUCCCUGUUGUGUGCAUGUAGGGAUCAGUCUAGUUAGGCUGCUGCAGGAGCAGAAGGGAGGCCCAGGAAGGAAUAGCCAGCCACUCGCCAUGUCAUCUCAGCAGAAGUAACUGCCCUUCCCACACCCGGAGACACUGCAGGAGAUGAUAAUUCUACACCGCACCGCCGUAGAACAGAAUGAAGAGAGCCACCUUCCUUUAGCCUGCACCUGGCCACCUCUGGGCUAGACAGACAGGCCACCAGCACCCGGCUAAGUCAGAGUAAUGCCAUGGGAAACACGGACCAUCCCAAGAGUAAGGGGAGCAGGAUGCUAACAGAUUGUGCUGGGCCAGCUCCAUGGGGAUCAAAAGUCAACCCCAGCUGCUGGGCAGGUCAGAAGAUGAGACAUGGGUCCCAUGGAUGGCCAUUUCAUCUCCAAGCCCUGACCGGCCUUCCCCAUCAUCCAGCUAGUCUGAGCUCCUUCUCAGCUGAUGAUGCCAGCUCCAAAUCACUGCCCAAUAAAACAGGAAAAAGACAAAGUGAAUCGAACUAGAGGAAACCAGCUGAGAUUCAUCAUUGUUUCCUAUAUUCCCAUGCAAGUGUUCCAAUUUGGAGGUUUUCCAUUUAUACGUAACUGAAGGUGAUAAAAUAUAUGGCAUUGGCAUCACCUAGCAGGGAUCUACCUUUGAGGUCAUAUAUGGUCUGAGCAGCAGAGACAGAAGUCCAUGGCAAAGAAUGGAGGGGGGCAUUGUACUCAUUUCCUCUGACACAUGUUUCAGGAUCUGACCCUCAGAAGCACAGCAGAGAUGUCUGAGCCAUAUUAAUGCAUAUGAGAAAGCUUUCUUCUGGUUUACUGGUAACCAGAGGUAGACGUUUGCAUACUGCUGGCUGUGCAACUGUCUUGUAGAGACCAAGACCACCUCUUGUAUCCCUCCUGCCCACCCUCAGAAAAGAUGGAAAAAGGUCAUCAAAAGGGCCACAUUCCCCCCCCCAUGAAAUCCACUCAUAAAUUUUAGGUCCCCAAGAGGUGGAGUCAGCACCCACCAUGGUAGACCCCACACCUGGCAUCCUAGCUAUCUAAGAGCUUGGGGGUGGUCCAUUGGGACUGAUACAAGGGAUGUGAGAGGACUCAGGAUGAGUCUAUAGGGAAGACCCUUUGGUUCUGGAUCACCAUGGAACAUCCUUCAGCGCUGCUCUGGGUGAUGGGAUUUGGACUCUGAUCCUUGGUUGGGAUGUUCAGAGAAUGAGGGUCUGGGGGCAGUAGAGCAUUAGACAGGAACGUAUUGGUGUGCAAGCCUGGAGCUCAGGGUAAUUCAUAUAAUUCAUGUUUCCUUGGUGAGUGGAGCUCUUAGAUUUGGGGGAGGAAGGGGAAUGUGAAAUAACCUGCCAACAGUGCACAUCUGAGUCCCUGUAAACAUACUUCAGUGCACUUGGGCUUGUGAAUACAAAUCCGUAGACCUCCUAUGGAAUGAUCUGACAAGCUCUCAGUGCCCACCAUGCCUCUACCCCUCCCAUGGAAGAUCAGUGAUGGAAGGUAUUCCUGGGGUCAAAGCCCCAGGGAAGUCUGGAGGCUCAGAGAGCCAAAUGGUGUCAUCCCAGGUCAAAUCAGACUUCCAAAGGGUCAGGCAGAAUGCUGAUGCCCAUAUGCCUAUAGAUCAUUGGACAAAUUCAAGCACAGUUUGCUAGUCCCAGGUCACUCUUUUGAGUGGAACUAGGAUCAAUGUGUGAAGCUUGAUGACUGUAAGAAAGAACUUGCUGUGUGCCAGAGAGGGUGAGCUGCCCAUCUCAGCAGUGGUCCAGCAGAAGCCAGACUUUAAAGGGAAGGAAGAGCAUUGCUGAGGUGACCUUUAACCUUCUUCCACCCUAAAUGGGUGAUCUGUUAGGGAGCUGGUACUGUAUUUGAACGCCUUCAUUCUGGUAGCAUACAAAGCCAAGGUUGUGCUUGGUUUGUGCAGGCUGAAGUCCCCUACUCUCCUGCCCAAGUCUUCCCACCAUGCAGGCCAAGAUGCUUCUCUGGCCCCAUAUCCAGGGCUCAUCCAGGCUCGUUAUCACCAAAAAGUCCAGAAAGAACAGACGCUUUGCCAUAGACCCAAUGCCCACCAAGAUCUGUGAUGAGACCAACCCUAGCUCAGGCCCACUGGCCAACAGGGCCAUCAGUGACAGCCGGAACUAGUAAAGGUUCAAGCAGGACCCAGAGCAGGGCUUUGUUUACCACACACAUGAUCUGCAGAGGUUCCUUCCCCCCACUCUCCCCUCGAGGCCUGUUGGAGCCGACUGCAAAAGCAAAAGCACAGUGACGCAGUGGGCACGUAAUUAUAAUCAUCCCCAGGGCAUCCGUUUCGUUCCCAGGUAGAUCCUGGGAUAGCCCAGGUUAAUUCAGGCUAACCCAUGUUGGCAAUCAGACUCAAAAGCACUUUUCUACCUUCUGUUUUCACCCGACAUCAACUAGCCAACAGAAGGCAAAGAGUCAGGGCUUCUACCAUUGCCUUGGCUCCUGGACACCAUCAUCGCCCUCUAAGGGCCAUCAUGGGGUUCCCACUUGACUCUAGGGAGACUGACAUCGUAACAUCCUCGGGGCAUAUGAUAUUGCAUGAGACCAACGUCUCCACACUGUUUGCGGCCUUCUCCGUGAAUCCCAGUGGUCUGCGCUUGUACAGUUUGGGUGUUUGAUGGAUAAAGCACGUACGAGAAGAGAAAACAAAAUAAAUCAACUUUAAAAAAAAGCCAGCACUGUGCUGUCAAUGUUUUUUUUUUCUUUUUCCUUUCCAAUUCUAGCUUAAAAAAGCAGAAGGUAAAUAAUGUCAGGUCAAUGAAUAUCAGAUAUAUUUUUUGACUGUACAUUACAGUGAAGUGUAAUCUUUUUACACCUGCAAGUCCAUCUUAUUUAUUCUUGUAAAUGUUCCCUGACAAUGUUUGUAAUAUGGCUGUGUUGAAAAUCUAUACAAUAAAGCCGUGAC
This is a messenger RNA of Ailuropoda melanoleuca (giant panda), 12290 nucleotides long. RefSeq names its product protein tyrosine phosphatase receptor type T (gene PTPRT). The record is from RefSeq and is a predicted model, not a curated record. Gene Ontology annotation, molecular function: protein tyrosine phosphatase activity; protein binding. Gene Ontology annotation, cellular component: membrane. The transcript has 31 exons. Lineage: Eukaryota; Metazoa; Chordata; Mammalia; Carnivora; Ursidae. Bases 1 to 4314 code for a protein of 1437 amino acids. Gene Ontology annotation, biological process: protein dephosphorylation.